Pseudomyrmex gracilis is the source of this 1411-nucleotide messenger RNA. It is a transcript of the gene wupA, whose product is annotated as troponin I. Gene Ontology annotation, cellular component: troponin complex. The transcript has 9 exons. The record is from RefSeq and is a predicted model, not a curated record. Gene Ontology annotation, biological process: muscle contraction. Bases 145 to 759 code for a protein of 204 amino acids. NCBI's taxonomy places the organism in Eukaryota, Metazoa, Arthropoda, Insecta, Hymenoptera, Formicidae.
UACGGUGGAGGUUGCCGACGUCGACUAGAUAUUUCACAGUUGCACAGUCAGCUGCCUAAGGUCCGGUCGGCUAGUCGCAGCCGCAAGCAAAGCUUUUCUCCACAAGGUAGACGCGCGUGUGUGUAACAACCACCAGGCAUCAUCAUGGCGGACGAUGAGAGGAAGCGCAUCGAGGAUGAAAAGAAGAGGAAACAGGCGGAGACCGAAAGAAAGAGGGCGGAGGUCCGCGCCCGUCUCGAAGAGGCUUCCAAAGCCAAGAAGGCGAAGAAGGGUUUCAUGACCCCUGACAGGAAGAAGAAGCUUAGGUUGCUGUUGCGUAAGAAAGCCGCCGAGGAAUUGAAGAAGGAACAGGAGAGAAAAGCAGCCGAGAGAAGACGCAUCAUCGAGGAGCGUUGUGGAAAACCGAAGAACGUCGACGAUGCCAACGAAGAGACCGUAAAGCGCGUGCUGCGCGAGUACCACAAUAGGAUCACGGCGUUGGAGGAUAAAAAAUUUGACAUCGAGUAUGUUGUUAAGAAGAAGGAUUUCGAGAUCUCGGACUUGAACAGCCAGGUCAACGAUCUCCGAGGUAAAUUCAUGAAGCCAACCUUGAAGAAAGUAUCCAAGUACGAGAACAAAUUCGCCAAGCUCCAAAAGAAAGCCGCCGAGUUCAAUUUCCGUAAUCAGCUGAAACAAGUCAAGAAGAAGGAAUUCACCUUGGAAGAGGAAGAUAAGGAGCCCAAGAAGUCCGAGAAGGCAGAAUGGCAGACCAAGAAGUAGAGAUUUAAUAUAAGAAAUUAAAAAAAAAAAAAAAAAAAGUUUGAGUGCGAAAUGUCGAUAAAACAAAAACACAGAUUAUCACGACACAACAAAAAAAACUUAUAAAAAUCGAAAAAGUCCAAACACACACCUAUACACACAUCUCAAAACACAAUCGCGAUCACUACACACACACAUACACACUCGAUACACUACACGGCUCGAUCGCGAUUUCGCGCGCGCGCGAAAAUAAGCCGUGCGCGAAAAGGUACACUGGAAAAAAAAAAAAAAAACAAUACUUAAAAUGCGUGUGAGCGUGUAGAACCACUUUUGAUACGAUACCGUUUCUAUCGACGUCUCGUGUGUUCACCGGCGCGCGUUUUCGCACAUGUCACGUUCGUUUAAAUUGUUGGCAAACUAGUUCGUUAGCGUUGCGGAACAAAUUAACGAGUAAGGACUGAAAAUUGCGCGCGAACAAUCCUCCGAGAGUUAGACGAUAUAUUUGAUUUAUAUGUGUAUUUCCCUACACUUUCGGAAACCAGACAGAGUCAAAACGAGCGACACACACAGAGAAAGAGAAGCUGACUCUACGUAAAUAUUCAUGUUACAACUGUUACAUAUACAUAUAAAAAAGCGAUAAGUUGUGGCACAAUAAACAAUUGAAGAAAGCGUA